AAAUCUCCCUGAGAGCGGAACCUUCCUCAGCUCCAACUCUGCCUCCACUGUUAUUAAAAAUAAAAAUCGCUAGAGGAGCCCAGUCGCCACAUCCACUUUGUAUGUAUCGUAGACGGACACACGCCUGUUUACAACUCGGGCCACUUCAUUUUAUGUUUUCUUUUAAUUUUUUUUCUUGGUUAUGUUUGACUUUGUAUGGAAAGGUGGAAGACUACAAGGUUUUUAACUGAAUGCUCUUGAUUUCUUUUAGGAUAGCUGGCUAUUUGGAAUUUUGAAGGAUAAUUUGAUUUUUUUUUUCUUUUCUAACGUCCAAUGCGGUUGUAAGUUCCGUCACUCCAAAUCCACCCACCAAGGACCCUGACCCUGUCCACUCCAGGCGAAUCGAGACCGUCCGGCUGGGUCCCCCCAAUUUGGGCCGACUUUGCGCCUCCAAACAACCUUAGCAUGAUGUCUUAUCUAAAGCAACCGCCUUACGCAGUCAAUGGGCUGAGUCUGACCACUUCGGGUAUGGACCUGCUGCAUCCCUCCGUGGGCUACCCGGCCACCCCCCGGAAACAGCGGCGGGAGAGGACUACAUUCACAAGGGCACAACUCGACGUUCUGGAAGCUCUGUUUGCCAAGACCCGGUACCCAGACAUCUUCAUGCGGGAGGAGGUGGCGCUGAAAAUCAACUUGCCAGAGUCCAGGGUGCAGGUAUGGUUUAAGAAUCGAAGAGCUAAGUGCCGCCAGCAGCAGCAGCAACAACAGAACGGAGGUCAGAAUAAAGUGAGACCUGCCAAAAAGAAGACCUCUCCAGCUCGGGAAGUGAGUUCAGAAAGUGGAACAAGUGGCCAGUUCACUCCCCCCUCUAGUACCUCAGUCCCAACCAUUGCCAGCAGCAGUGCUCCAGUGUCUAUUUGGAGCCCAGCUUCCAUCUCCCCACUGUCUGACCCCUUGUCCACCUCCUCCUCCUGCAUGCAGAGGUCCUAUCCCAUGACCUAUACUCAGGCUUCAGGUUAUAGUCAAGGCUAUGCUGGCUCAACUUCCUACUUUGGGGGCAUGGACUGUGGAUCUUAUUUGACCCCUAUGCAUCACCAGCUUCCUGGACCAGGGGCCACACUCAGUCCCAUGGGUACCAAUGCUGUUACCAGCCAUCUCAAUCAGUCCCCAGCUUCUCUUUCCACCCAGGGAUAUGGAGCUUCAAGCUUGGGUUUUAACUCAACCACUGAUUGCUUGGAUUAUAAGGACCAAACUGCCUCUUGGAAGCUUAACUUCAAUGCUGACUGCUUGGAUUAUAAAGAUCAGACAUCCUCAUGGAAAUUCCAGGUUUUGUGAAGACCUGUAGAAACUAUUUUUGUGGGUGAUUUUUAAAUAUGCUGGGCUGGACAUUCCAGUUUUAGCCAGGUAUUGGUUAAAAGAGUUAGAUGGGACGAUGCUCAGACUCUUGAUCAAAGUUACUGAGAGGCAUAGAGGAAAAAGAAAGGGCCUUAGAAGGGUCCAUCAACCAGCAAUCUGAAAUGGACAAACCAAUCUACUUAAGAUUCUGUUAUAGUUCUAGAUCAUUGGUUUCCUGAUUUGCAAAUGAUUGAUCAAAUAUAUUCUAGCGACACGCAACCAAACACCACUCAAAAUAAAAAUCAAACAAAACUGAGUUGUGAGGAGAGAGAAGGAAGGUCAUGGCCUUCACAGCAGAGGUGAUUCAGUGUUUUAGCCAAUCUUUGGUUGAAUCUUAGGAAUGGACAAUGUCCCAAGCUCAUUCACGUUUCAUGACCAACUGGUAGUUGGCACUGAAAAACUUUUCAGGGCUGUGUGACCUGUGCGACUGAUUGUCCUAGAUGCACUACUUUAUUUAAAAAAAAAGAUAAAGCUCAUACGGAGUCAAUAUGUAGUUUAAGAGACAAUCAGUGUGUGUCUUAUAUAAAUGGUACAUCUGUGGUUUUUAAUCUGUGCUAGACUUCAAAACUGUGAUCUCCUGUCCUUGUAUACAAUCUUGAACUCCACCUCUACAGGGGUUCUUCUGUGAUUAAAUAGCUUAUAAUUACAAGCCAAAUUCAGAGCAACUGAAUACUGAUCUAGAAAGAUUACCUGUGGCUGGAGGUGAGCUGCUCCACUUGCUGUCUCUGGACAAGGAUUGAGAAGAAGCAAAAGGACCCUAAUUCACCUGUAAUUUAAUGUUUGGUAAGCCUGGCGGUUAAAAAAAAAAAAAAAAGACAUUGGUCAAUUGCUCUGACCCUGAUGAAUCUUAAACUGAGAUCAUUGUCAUUUACGCUUGCAGAUGUUAACUGGAAGUUAUAUAUGCAUAACCCCUUCCUGGAUUUGGCAGAUAUGUAUGGUUAUAUUAAAAUGGUUCUAGCACAA
Molecule: messenger RNA, 2337 nt
Organism: Grammomys surdaster
Lineage: Eukaryota; Metazoa; Chordata; Mammalia; Rodentia; Muridae
Gene: Otx2
Product: orthodenticle homeobox 2
Exons: 4
Coding region: 445-1314 (289 amino acids)
Biological process (GO): regulation of transcription by RNA polymerase II; multicellular organism development
Cellular component (GO): nucleus
Molecular function (GO): RNA polymerase II cis-regulatory region sequence-specific DNA binding; DNA-binding transcription factor activity, RNA polymerase II-specific
Source: RefSeq, a predicted model, not a curated record